This is a messenger RNA of Ascochyta rabiei, 891 nucleotides long. RefSeq lists its product as uncharacterized. Bases 1 to 891 code for a protein of 296 amino acids. The record is from RefSeq and is a predicted model, not a curated record. The transcript has 2 exons. Lineage: Eukaryota; Fungi; Ascomycota; Dothideomycetes; Pleosporales; Didymellaceae.
AUGGUUCAAGAUGCGGACGGGAAGCAUGGUGGGGCGAAUGGAGGGGCUGCGAGCGCGAGCAAGAACGAAGAGCAAACGGAGAGUACGCAGAACACGCAGUAUGAUCAGAUUGGAUCCAGGUAUCUGGACAUUAAGUUGUUACCGGCUGCCGAGCCUGAGGUGCCGAGUAUACUUGCUGCGUUAGGAGAGGGUGGCGUGAGGGGGUUCAAAUGUCUUGACCUAGCAUGCGGCACAGGAAAAUACACGCACCUCCUCGCCACCCUCGGCGCAACCAGCGUAACAGGCCACGACAUCUCCCCAACCAUGAUAGCCAGCGCCCUCACCACCUACCCACCCACCCAGUACCCAACCCUCCACUUCAGCGUCCAAGACUGCAGCAUCCCCUCCUCCCUCCCCCCGCCCACCCACACAUACGACCUCGUCUUCUCCGCCUGGCUCCUCAACUACGCCGGCUCCGAGUCCGAACUGACCAACAUGUUCCGCGUAGCCGAACGCCAGAUGGUCCAGGGCGCGAGAUUCGUCGCACUGACGACCAAUGCGCAUGAUCCGCUCAUGGCGACGCCGAAACGUGCGUUCUACGGCCUUGACGUCCUGGUUCUGGACCCGGCGUACGUAGCACCUGACACGCGCGAGGUGGUGGGGAUUCAGGCAAGGGUGCAGGUUGGCGGAGGGACGGAGCGGGGCGGGUUCGAGUUUGAUGUUUUUCAGUUUAGGAAGGAGGUUUAUGAGAGGUGUGCGGGGAGGGCUGGAUUGGAGGUAGCGUGGAGGGAAGCGGUGGUGCCGGAUGAUGAGAGGAAGGGGGUGGGGUAUUGGGAUGAGUGGGUUACGAGGCCCACGUUUGCUAUGUUGGAGGCGAGGAGGGUGGGGGAGGGAGAGGCAGGUGAUGGGUAG